AGGAGCUGUUUGUUUGUCCUGCAGGCCGUGUUGCCCUCUGCUUGGUGUGUGGCUCCUCUGCUUGGGAGACGCUAUGCUGUCGAAGCUAAGAAGACGUUUGCACGAGACAAACCCCACGUGAACAUCGGAACCAUCGGACAUGUGGACCACGGGAAAACCACGCUCACCGCGGCUAUCACCAAGGUGCUGGCCGAGGCGGGCGGUGCUCGCUAUAAGAAGUAUGAGGAUAUCGACAACGCUCCAGAGGAGAAAGCGCGAGGAAUCACUAUCAACGCCUCGCACGUGGAAUACAGCACGGCCAACCGACACUACGCACACACUGACUGCCCCGGGCACGCGGACUACGUGAAGAACAUGAUCACGGGCACCGCCCAAUUGGACGGCUGCAUCCUGGUUGUCGCAGCGACGGACGGACAGAUGCCGCAGACGAGGGAGCACCUCCUGUUGGCCCGUCAGAUCGGCGUGGAACACGUGGUUGUGUUCGUGAACAAGGCUGACGCCGUGGAUGAUAAAGAGAUGCUGGAGCUGGUGGAGCUGGAGAUCAGAGAACUGCUGAGCGAGUUCGGAUACGAAGGGGAGAAAACACCCGUGAUAGUGGGGUCAGCACUGUGUGCGCUGGAGAAUCGCAGUCCUGAGAUCGGGGUCGAUUCGAUCAUGAAGCUGCUGGAAGUUGUUGACAGCUACGUUCCUCUGCCCAAGAGGGAGUUGGACAAGCCCUUUCUGCUGCCCAUCGAGGCCGUGUACUCCAUCCCCGGUCGCGGCACUGUGGUGACAGGGACCCUCGAGAGGGGGGUGAUUAAGAAAGGCGACGACUGCGAGUUUGUGGGGCACAACCGCGCCUUCAAAUCCGUUGUGACGGGUAUCGAGAUGUUCCACCAGCACCUUGACAGGGCUGAGGCUGGCGACAAUCUGGGAGCGUUGGUGAGGGGCCUGAAGAGAGAGGACAUGAGGAGGGGCAUGGUGAUGUCAAAACCGGGGUCCAUCAAACCCCACCAGAAAGUACAAGCCCAGGUGUAUGUUCUCAGUAAGGAGGAGGGCGGGAGGCACAAGCCCUUUGUCUCGAACUUCAUGCCCGUCAUGUUCUCUCUCACCUGGGACAUGGCCUGCCGAGUGGAGCUGCCACAGAGCAAGGAGAUGGUAAUGCCUGGAGAGGACACCUUCCUCACUGUGUGCGUGUGUUAUAUGACAAAUUCAGAGGUGCUUUACUGGCAUGACAUUAACACUAUGAACAUCAGUAUAAAAAUAAAUAAUGAAAAGGAAUAAAUGUAACCCCCCCCC
Messenger RNA from Polyodon spathula (Mississippi paddlefish), 1278 nucleotides. Its product is annotated as elongation factor Tu, mitochondrial-like. Gene Ontology annotation, cellular component: mitochondrion. The record is from RefSeq and is a predicted model, not a curated record. The annotation marks the transcript as partial. Gene Ontology annotation, molecular function: GTP binding; GTPase activity; translation elongation factor activity. Lineage: Eukaryota; Metazoa; Chordata; Actinopteri; Acipenseriformes; Polyodontidae. Gene Ontology annotation, biological process: mitochondrial translational elongation. The transcript has 8 exons.